AUGGUCGACACGUGUGGACGCAUCCGAACGCGCCAGGCCAACGUCGUGAGUGCGCGCAGUCGGCUGCACUCGCCGCUCUUCCGCAACACGCGCUCCAGCACCUCGACGACCUCGAGCACCGUCGACGAGAACGACGACGACCCGCUCGUGCGCGAGACGCCGCUGUACCGCCGCAAGCAAGUCUUUUUCGGCGCCGACUUUGACGACAAGGCGGCGCCGCCGCAGCGCAGCCCGGCCUCGACGCGGUCGUCGGGGACGGAUAGCAAGCCCAUCGGCAUUGCGCGCUCGACGACCGGCUCGAGCCUGCGCUUGGACGACGACGCACUGGCCGAGUGCAGCUCGGACACGACGCUAAGUGGCCUCGACGCGCCAUGGGAGAUGCCGCCGUUGACGGCCGAGAACAUUGGCAAGGCGCUGCGCGACCACUCGUACCCGCGCGCGCUCGCUGUCAGCAGCGAGAUCUCGGACUCGCUCUCGCGCAUGAAGAUGCGCAAGCACGAAAUGGAGAUGGCGGCCGUCGUCAUGAAGGUCCAAGCACAGCUGAAGACAAUGGAAGACGUCAUCAAGGAGCUCCAGAACGAACACAUGAUCAAGAACGAGAUGCUCAAGACGCAGAUUGCUGCCACGCAGCGCGUCGCCGCCGAGCGCGAUCACCUCAAGCACGCGCUCUUAGCCGUCUCGACGUCCAACAACCAGUCGCACGACACCCAGGACGACGUGUCGCUCCUCCAGAGCUCGCUGCAGGCGUUUAUGAACCAGACCGAGCACACGCAGUACCUUAUCGUCGAGCAGCUCAAGACGAUGGCGGCGCCCAAAGGCUCGCCGCGCCGGGGGUCGAUGGACGCGCACAAGAUUGAAGCCUCGGUGAAGGCUGCGAUGGGCGACUUUGCCCAGCUGCAGCGGACCAUGCUGUCGACACUCGAGACCUCGCGUCCGGUCCCGGCGCCUGCCUUGACGCCUGCCACCACGACGCCUGCUACGACGCCUGCCAAAGCCCGAGCGCUGCCAUCGACGUCGUCGGGUUUCUGGAAGGCGGCGGUUUUUGCCAUGCUUGCGAUUUGGCUCGCAACACUUGGUGUCGGGACCGGCCACGUGCCAGUCAGCUAUGACGCUCUAGCGCGUUACCUGUCGCAAGACCUCGGUGACGUGCCUCGGUCGGUCGUCACGGCGCCAUCGACGCCAGUUGAGAUUGAGAUGGAGAGUGUGCCGACGGUGGGGAACGUCAUCGAUGCCCCUUUGGACGACUCUGCCGUGGUCACGACGUUCGUCGACGUUGACGGCGACGGAGAUUCCGUCACCGACGGCACCGAAGCCAGCACGACGGCCAGUACAAGCGUCCAAGCCGUCCUCGCUGUUGAAGCCAUGGUCGACCUGCCGCGUCGUGAGACGGCACUCGAUGGCAAGGACCGCGCCGAGAGUGUCGACGCGCCUGUCGAGUCGUCGGUUGCAGACGAAGAUGACGCGGACGAGGAUGACGUGCAAAUGGAGAUGACCGUGACGCCAGACCACAUGGAUACCGACCUUGUGCUCCAGACCGCGGAUGGUGACGUCCGUACGGACAAGGGCGACGCCAGUGCCAGUGUCCGUGACGGGGACUUCAACGAUGAUGGUGCGACGUUGUCGAACGAUGCCGAAGGGACGGCAGAUGUCGAGCAGGUGUCGCUGGUCGUCGCGGCGGACAAAGGCCUCGAUGGGUCGAAGGAUGUUCUCGUCGACACCGGUGACGAGCCAGACGCCGUGGCCACCUCUCCACACGCUCUAAUCGCACUCCCUGCCGCCGACGCACAAGUCGAUGCUGUCCCUUCAACGGACGAUGCGUGGUCGGAUGCCAUUGGUGUGCUCGACGCCGACGCAAGUGCCAAGGCGCUUGCCCUGGUCGCUGUAUUCCAAGCGACGACGUGGACGAAAUGA
Molecule: messenger RNA, 1911 nt
Organism: Saprolegnia parasitica CBS 223.65
Lineage: Eukaryota; Oomycota; Saprolegniomycetes; Saprolegniales; Saprolegniaceae
Exons: 2
Coding region: 1-1911 (636 amino acids)
Source: RefSeq, a predicted model, not a curated record